Molecule: messenger RNA, 693 nt
Organism: Aspergillus melleus
Lineage: Eukaryota; Fungi; Ascomycota; Eurotiomycetes; Eurotiales; Aspergillaceae
Product: DUF4202 domain-containing protein
Exons: 1
Coding region: 1-693 (230 amino acids)
Source: RefSeq, a predicted model, not a curated record
AUGACCACCCCAUUCACCAAAGCCAUGGCUCUCAUCGACGCCGCCCACGCCCAAGAUCCGCGCCGCAUCCCCAUUCCCAAAUCCACACCCGGAUCCGAAUCCCAGCACGAACCCCAACCCCAAGACACAACCCACCCGGGGGCCGAGAAGGAAGAAGAGGAAACCAUCCCCUACGAGCUGCACUACGCCCAAAAAAUGACCCACUAUCUCACGCUGCACACCAGCGCCUCGACACCGCCAUCAGAACCCCUCGCCCUGGCCAUCCGCGCGCAACAUCUUCGGCGCUGGGAGAUCCCCCGGAAUACAUACCCCAUGACGAAAGUGGGUUAUCAUUCCUGGCGAACGGCGCUGCAGCGUCAUCAGGCGUCGCGAGCGGAGCAGAUCUGUCUAGACGCGGGGUAUGACGUGGUCUCUGCGGCGCGGGUCGCGGCGUUAGUGCGCAAGGAGGAUCUGAAGAAGGAGGAUGCGGAGACGCAGGUGUUGGAGGAUGUAGCAUGUUUGGUGUUUCUGGAUGAUCAGUUGGUGGGGUUUGCAGGGGAAAAGGGGGCCGAGUAUGGCGAGGAGAAGAUGUUGGGGAUUUUGAGGAAGACGUGGGCGAAGAUGUCGGAGCGGGGGAGGGAGUUGGCGUUACAGGUUGAGAUUGGGGAUCAGGGCGUUAGGGAGUUGGUGGGGAGGGCUGUUGCGGGGAAUUAA